UAUUGCCCCCAUCAAGGCAAGGCAGCACUGUGUGGCAUAAACAAUGUGCCACAGUCUCGCUUUCAAAUUCGGCCACUGAGCCCCCGACCGGUUUUCUUUUCGGGGGGCGCACUGUGUCCACUUUUGUGGGAACGGGAAUGGGAAUCUCGAUCCAGCAGCAAAUUUCCAGUUUCGGUUUUUGUUCAGUUCGAUUCGAGCGGCGCGCAGGUAGAGAUCGUUCGCUGGUUCUUCUUUUUCGACGCGGCUUCCGCUUUCGGUUUCAGCCCUCGCGCGUAUUUCUUGCGAGCCGAGGAUGAGCAUCAUCGCUCCUCCCCGGGCAGCUGCAAAAGUGCAACAGCAGCAACAUCAGCACCUUCAUCAGUAACCGCAGCCACACAAACGGGUUUCAUUUGCACUCGUCGCGCAUUUGUUUUCAUUGUGUGUGCGGUUGGGUCGCGUGCAGUUCACGGAAUAUGCAAAAAGCCUUAAUCAUUAAAUUAAACACAGACUAACGACCAGUAAGCACAUGGAACUCUGCCACGGAUUCCGCGGCGGCUUGAAUCACUAAUUUAGUUCUAUACUCCGAAGCAAGCAGUCUGCACGCUCAGAGCUGCGCUAAAAAAUAAUAUUAAAAAUAUUGAGAAAGAACUUCAAAGAUAAAAUACAAAAAGUGCAUUUAAAAGAAAGUCAACAGACACAGAUAAAGUUCGCUAUAAAACUCUCGAUUCUCUACGCCCGAAAAGAGGAUUGCCGAAAGCAAAACCGAAACCGAUUCCAUAAUGAAGCACAAAUAUCUGCUGUUGCUCCUGGCGGGAACGGCGCUGCUCCUGGCCACUGGAGUCCAGGGCCAGCACGAGAACAUCCCGUACCAGCCGGUGACCAAUAUCUGCGAGACGUGCCUGUGCCUCAGCAGCCAGGACAGCGACCAUCGGACGCACUUCAACCUGGACUGCUCGGUGAGGAACUUCGAGCACAUCCUGGCCCGCUGGCCAGAUCAGUUCGGAAGCCAGGCCAUAGCGGCGGGGGCCUCUUCGGAGAUUGUGGUCUCGUACUCGGGCAAUCGGAUCAAGUUGCUCCAGCAGCUGCCGGCCACGAACGCCAGCCUGACCCUCUCCUGCCGGCACUGUGGUCUGCAGAAUCUGCAGGUCCCCCUCUUCAUGGACGUGCCCAAUGUGGCGGCCCUCUACCUCAGCUGGAACGAGAUAACCGACGACGCUUUAGUGCCGGAUCUCUUCAGAGGACCCUUUGGGACCACUGGCUACGAGCCCAUUGGCCUGCGGGAUCUGGACCUGAGUCACAAUCGUAUAGCCCGACUGGAUCGAAGGCUCUUCGAGCACACUCCGCAUUUGACCAAGUUGAACUUGGCCUACAACAAGCUGAGUGCCCUGGACGAGGCCAGCGCAGCCGCCAUAGGAUCGGUGGCGACUCUGCAGCGAUUGGACCUCUCCCACAAUGGCUUGAUGACUCUGCCAGCACAGGUUUUCCAAAAGCUGGGAGCCCUGCGUAUCCUGGAUAUCUCUGGGAAUAUGUUUUCCGUGGUUCCUGCCAGUCUUGCACAGCUUAGCAAGUCGUUGGUUCAACUUAAUCUGGCGGAGAAUGCCUUUCUCAGCAUUAAAGGAAACAGCUUUCAGGGCCUGGUUUCCCUGAAACGGCUGAAUAUCAGCAGUAUGCCUUCGUUGCGAAGUCUGGAGGAGGGUGCUCUGCAUCUGCCUGCCUUGGAGGAGCUGCAUUGCUCCAGGAAUUCGAAAUUAGAGCGCUUGGAGCUGGUAGAUCUGAUAAACAGCCGGAACUUGACGCAGUUGGAUCUGUCCAGGAAUGCCUUGACCACCUUGGUUCUCAAUAUAACGAGUCCAGCUAAUACCACCAGUAAUCCGGAACCCUGGCCACGUCUACGCCGCUUGAGCAUCAGCGGCAACCCCUGGUUUUGCAGCUGCGAUCUCUUCAAGACUCUGGAGCUCACUGGACUCUCGCACAUCGAACGGGAAUCGGAUGGUAGCGAAGCCCGUUGCGAGACCCCAUAUCUUCUGGCCGGAUCACCGCUCUCCAACCUGACAGCCGAAAGGAUCUGCAAAAUGGUGAUACCAAAGAAAUAUCGUGAGGUGGAUGAGGAGCCACCGCGAUUCCUGCGGCGCCGGUACAUAAUACUCACCGCUAUCAUAGCCAGCAUUGUCCUGGUGAUCGGCCUGGUCAUAGGAUUCGUGGUGGUCUGCAUUCGACGGCGGCUCAAGGGCAGCGACUACGGGGUACAGCCCAUUCGGUACACCAGCGUGAGGGGCAGCAACCUGUCGCAGUUCUCGCAGUUGCAACCCGCCUCGGUGGCCAGUAAAUUCAACAAUGUCCAUGCUGCCGGGAGCAGCAGUGGAGCCACCACGGGUGCUCCCAAUGCCUAGGGCGGUGUUCAAAAUCCUAAUUCGGUUCCAAUUCCGAGCUAGCUGCACAAGUUUCGAGCCAAAGAUGUCCACGACAGUGUUGCGAUCCCAACCGAAAAAGACUUCCUGUGCGUGCUAUCCUGUAUAUAUGUAGGUGUCCUCUGUAUUAUGUCCCGCUAGGGAGCUGAUGCUCCUCAUCCAGUUCCCAGUCCUUGAAACUAACCCCUAGUAUUUAGAGAUGCCAUCGAUGUUUGUAUUGUACUUAAGUUCCGAACAUUAGUGUGUAAUAAAACAUUUUUAAAAUCAA
Drosophila biarmipes is the source of this 2655-nucleotide messenger RNA. Its product is annotated as insulin-like growth factor-binding protein complex acid labile subunit. The coding region runs from base 759 to 2369 and encodes 536 amino acids. Lineage: Eukaryota; Metazoa; Arthropoda; Insecta; Diptera; Drosophilidae. The record is from RefSeq and is a predicted model, not a curated record. The transcript has 3 exons. Gene Ontology annotation, molecular function: protein binding.